Eupeodes corollae is the source of this 13854-nucleotide messenger RNA. RefSeq names its product dynein axonemal heavy chain 3 (gene Dnah3). Lineage: Eukaryota; Metazoa; Arthropoda; Insecta; Diptera; Syrphidae. Gene Ontology annotation, biological process: microtubule-based movement. The record is from RefSeq and is a predicted model, not a curated record. Gene Ontology annotation, molecular function: dynein light intermediate chain binding; ATP binding; ATP hydrolysis activity. The transcript has 67 exons. Bases 278 to 13660 code for a protein of 4460 amino acids. Gene Ontology annotation, cellular component: dynein complex.
CAAAUCACAAAAGUAUUUGUAAAAAUAAAAGACAACGUUAAAAAAACCGAGUGACGGACUAGGAUAGUCUUGUUUUUUUAUCUGUAUAUAUCUUUUGUUGUUGUCAAUUAAACUAGCAAAAAGUAUCUCAAAUUCCCGAGGACGAAUUCGAAAUAUAAAGAGAACAAACCCCAAAAUCAAACACAACCAUCCAUCGAUUGCAACGAAACGAAUGCAUCACAAAAUUUGGUCAGGAUAACAAAAUAUCAAAAAAUACAAAUACAAAACAAAAAACAACAUGAAAAAAGGACAAAAUCUACAAAAGAAGAAAUCAAUUUCGCAUCCCCGACGGCAUAUCGAGGACCUGCCCUUCUAUCGAUUUGAAUACCAACCGGAUGAUUUGCCACUGGAUCCGGCCAAAGGAUUCCUCAUUGAAAAAAUCUCAAGGAUGCAAGAGGACUCAAUUGUUGGGAAGUGCAAUGUUGAAAUGAAUUUUCAUUCAUAUAAAAGAAUUUUCAAUGUCCCACCAUCGAAUGGGUGGGAUAAAAAUGAUGACGAUGAUGAUGGUGAUGGUGAUGAGGAUGGUGAUGGUGAUGGUGGUAGCAGCAUCAGCAUCAGCGAUGAAAGUUGUAAAGGAGGUGGAGGUAGAAAAUUGUGGCAAGUUGUAUUUGAUGGUAGACAGAGUGUCGAUGGUGAUGACAGCGGAAAAAGAGAACUUGGGAGUGGAAGAAGUAUUGUUGUUGAGAAUGACGAACGACGAAGUACUUCAAUUAUGGAACACAAUUAUGAGAAGAGCAUCAGCAAUGAGGACGAAAUGGAAAUUGACAUCGAAGAUAUUGUUUUGCCGAGAAAAUUCGAUUUAAUUAAGGAUCAAACAAUACGAACGUAUUCAUUUGGGACGUCAGCAGAUAAUGAUCGUUACCCGUGGCUAGAUGACCAAUAUCCUGAUGGACCUAGUGAAGAGCGAGUCUUUAAAAUAACCAAUGAGAUAUUAAGAUUAUAUCGCAAUAGAAGAGUAAGAGUUUUUCACGAUAAUGUAAGGACCAAAUUUCCGCUACUUUCCAAUGAGCUUCUACAGUUACAUAGAGGAGCAAUGGAUACUAUUGGUUGUUUUUAUAGCCCAUUGGCAAGAAAUCUGAGACUUCCAGCAAUUGGAAAACGAACAAAAGUGGAGAGAUUUAAAGCUGGAGAUCAUUAUGCUUUGAGAACACCUAAAGAACUCAAGGCAGAACUUGAAAGAGUAGGUAAUAUUAUUGACAAGCUAAUUGAGCCUGUCGUCAAAAAAGCCAAACUUGAAGAAGCUAGAAGAAAAAGUAUACAAAAUUCCACUACUACACCAUUAAAAUGCUACCCGAGGGAAACGAGUUUAAAAACUAGUACAAAGGUGAAACCAAAGCGAAGGAUUUCACUAUCCACGGAAGAGUUUAUGAAAAGCUUGAAGCAAAAAGACCAAGAAAGCUACAAGUACAAGGAAGGAUUCCUGCCAGUUGAUCCUGAGGAACAAAAAAGUGCAAUUUUUAAAAGCUAUCAAGAUGAAAUAAACAAAACAUUGCCAAAGUUCACUAUCAGAGUUCAAAAGCGAGCUAUGAGUUUAAUGGAUAACUUGUCCGUGAAUCACCUCGAGAUUUAUCCGUCAAAAUUGAUCAAGAAACUUUUACCGAAAAUCAGUGCCAAGGUAUCGUAUCUUCAUGAGGCCUAUAAGUUCAUACUCAAAGAAGAGAAACUUUGGCCACAUGUGUAUCCUGAAGUUAUCCUAAUGGAUUACCUGUUCAAUUCCGAUCAUCGUGUUCAACAAGAUGCUGCAAUUUUAAUUAUAUCUUGUCUAAUAGAUCUCCAAGAGGAUUUCCGGUAUCAUGUGAAACGUGCUUUCUUGCGCUAUAUCCUAAAAUCAGAAUUCGAAAGAAAGAAACUUCAACUUGAAAUUGAACCGCCUGAGUUUCCUAUAAUGACGAUAAGAGCUCCAAUACCAUGGAAGGCUUUUGUACAAAUAGCCCGUAAUCGCCUAGAUCAAGUUCUAAUGAUCAAUCAUCCUGUCUUGGAGGGCUUAAAUGUCUUAUGGCAUCAACUUUACAAUGACAUCUUAAUAUUGGACAUGUCAAAGUUAUACUCACAUAAAAUUCCCCUAAAUGCUGAUGAAAUAUUGGAAUUUGUACGAAAUAAUUGUUUAGCUGCUCGUGAUAUUCUUCUAAAUGACUGGCUACCUCGUGCUGCUGAUAUGGUUGAUGCAAUGAAGAAAACUUGGAAAAAUUUCAUCCCAAUGAAUAGUCCUUGCAAGGGGAGAGCUGGGAUAUUUUUCAAAUGCAUACACUCAUUGAUGUCCUUACAGCUAAGAGGACUACUUCAACGAAGUAUUGAACAUCUGUUUAAAGCUUUAAAGAGUUACAAGGAUGGAAAUAAAAUCGAAGAGUAUGACAUAUUUCACCCUAAGUUAAAACAACGUCCAUUUAUGACUAUUAUCGUAUCAGUGGUUGGCAAGCAUUUUGAGCCAAUCAUCGAUUUAGAAACACGAAGCAUAUCGACUAUAUACAAGAUUGACUCAUCAGAUCCACAGUUAUUUCAACCAGAAUUGAAGGAGAACACAAUGUGUUUCGAAACAUAUUUUCCAGCAGAUUUCAUUCUUAAACACGAGGGGAGAAUGUUCGUUUAUCCUUAUAUGCGGGAAUUACCGGACUUAUUUAUUGGUUUCAUCAGGAGUAUACUUCGAGUGGGCUAUGAAAUUCCACGUCUCGAAUAUUUGAUGUCACAAGACGAGGACGAAUUUGGAUACCUUCAUUGCAUCCAUGAAACCCAUAUUGAUAUGCUGCGGCUUUAUGAAGAUGUCCGUGAAAUUGUCGAAGCCAAUUGGACCGGACCCACUGUCUACCUUUAUCCGAUAUACGAAUACUAUUUUCCGCUGUUGACAGGCAAAAUGUUGUCUAUUGCCGAGAAGGUUUUCGCGCAGCAUACAAUCCCAGAAUUGCCGGCAAUUGAAGAUUUAAUGGGCAAAUUAAAGGAGCUCGUCGAGGGUACUUAUUUUCUCAAGGAUUUCGUAUCGCUGAAUAUGUUUAUGUUGGAUAAUAGGCAUGUAAAUCAGGCUCUGGGGAUGCUCGUGCAGGAUGUUAUUGAUUUUAUAGCAAAUUAUUUUAUGACGUUAAAUUUAAACGAAAACAGAAGAAUAUGCGACGAACUAGAAGAGAUGUCCAUAAAGGCUGGCGAACGUCCCGAGGAAACUGCCGAAGUGGUCGCAUUGCAAAACUACUUAGCCGAAUGCCGGGACGAGAGGAUAUUCAAAAUAAAGGAUGACAUUAAAGUUGUGUCCAAGCGAGUGCUCUUCCUUCUGCAAUAUACCAAUUUGAAUAGUGAUGAUAUCCGGCUGAACACCAGGACAUUCCUUUUGCCAUCUGAAUUGGAAUUAGUGUUGGAUUUAAGUGCGGCACGGCUAAAUGUCGUUCGGGAUAAUCUAGAGGUAGCAUUGCGUGAAAAACGAGCCUUGUUUGAGAAAUAUAUUGCCUCGCAGAAAAUUCGAAUGGACGCCUUUAGGUUGAAGGAAACACAUGAUAUCCUUUCGUUGGAAGAAUUGCAAGAGAAAGUAGACAUCGUGAAUGAAUUGUAUGACACAUUGGAAAAAUGCAGUAAGGAAGCUAAGGCGAUAAAUGUAGAGGAGGGUCUUCUUCAGAUAGACGUUUCGGUGUUUCCAAAACUGGCUGAUACCAUAGAAAAAAUGGAACCUAUUGAAAAGCUAUGGAAGACGGCCUUUGAAUUCGAGAAGAACCAUGAUAUAUGGAUGUAUGGACCUUUUGAAAGCCUAAAUGCAGAUGUCAUUCGUGAUGAAGUUGAUAACAUGCACAAGAUCAUCUACAAGCUAACUAGACAACUAGCCAGCAAUGCUGUGGCAAAAAGAGCCGCCGAACAAAUCCGCGUCAAAUUGGACAAAUUCAAAGUUUUCAUUCCAGCACUGGAUGCAAUAUGUCGCCAGGGACUAGAGCAACGUCAUUGGGAUCUUAUUUCAGAAAAACUAGGCAAACCCUGCAAUCCAUCGUUGUAUCCAUCGUUGAAGGACAUGAUAGAUGUCAACAUCAUGAGCAUCCUUCCUGCAUUGGAGGAAGUUGCAAAUUCAGCUGGCAAGGAAUUUGAGUUGAACAGCCAUUUGGUGGCAAUGCAACGCGAAUGGGAGGGUGUCAAAUUCGAGGUGAUACAAUACCGCGACUCGGAUACUCACAUCCUGGCCGCACUCGAUGACAUACAAACCAUUCUCGAUGAUCAAGUGAUGAAGUCACAGGCUAUGCGACGUUCGCCAUUUAUUGUCGCACUUGGCACCAAAGCGGAUGAUUGGGAGGCAAAACUUGUGACAAUGUUAGACGUAAUGGAUGCAUGGACUCAGGUUCAAGCCACUUGGAUGUAUUUGGAGCCAAUUUUCAGCUCCGAAGAUAUAAUGCGACAAAUGCCAGUCGAGGGGAGAAACUUCAAAUCGGUAGAUAAAAUCUGGCGCAAGGUCAUGAAGCACACUUACCAACAUCCGGGAGUCAUUGUGGCAACUGAUUAUCCAAAUCUAUUGCAAGUUUUCAGAAAAGCACUCGAGGAACUUGAGUGUGUGCAAAAGGGAUUAAAUACAUACUUGGAGCAAAAACGUUUGUUCUUUGCAAGAUUCUUCUUCCUUUCGAACGAUGAACUGCUGGAGAUUUUAUCAGAGACCAAGGAUCCACUGAGGGUGCAACCACAUUUGAAAAAGUGCUUUGAAGGGAUUGAUUGCCUUAACUUUGACGAUGUUUUGGAAAUCACUGCUAUGGUAUCAGCUGAAGGAGAAGUUGUGAAAUUAACUCGAAAAAUUAAUCCUCAAUUAGCUAACGGUCUCGUUGAAAUGUGGCUUAAAGAAGUGGAAACUGUUAUGCUUGAAAGUGUUCAGGAACAAAUGAAAUUCGCAUGGGAGGAUUAUUAUCAAAUUGAAAGAAAAUCUUGGGUUACUGCUUGGCCAGGCCAAGUGGUGCAAGGUAUUUCAUGUUUGGCAUGGACUUAUGAGGUGGAAGAAGCUAUCGAAGCUGCUGAUAUUCCAGGAUAUUUGAAUAAGAGCAAUUCUCAAAUAGGAGACCUGGUUCGUUUGGUGCGAACUGAAUUAACAACAGGUGCUCGAAUAACCAUAGAAGCAUUAAUUGUUUUGGACGUUCAUGCCCGUGAUGUUGUCAAAUAUAUGAUUGACCAGAACGUUACUACUGUCACUGAAUUCGAUUGGAUUUCACAAUUGCGUUACUAUUGGAAAGUGGAAAAUAAAGUGGAGUAUAUUGGAGUUUCUAUGGUUGUAACUGAGGUAAAAUAUGGAAUGGAGUAUCUAGGAAAUAUAUCACGUUUGGUUGUUACACCUCUCACUGACCGAUGUUACAGGACAUUAAUGGGUGCUUUAAAACUAUGCUUAGGAGGUGCACCUGAAGGUCCAGCUGGUACAGGCAAGACUGAGACAUGUAAGGAUCUGGCUAAAUCUGUUGCAAAGAAAUGUGUCGUUUUCAAUUGUUCAGAUGGUUUGGACUAUAAGGCUCUUGGGAAGUUUUUUAAGGGUCUAGCCCAGUCUGGAGCUUGGGCAUGCUUCGACGAAUUCAAUAGAAUCGAACUGGAAGUAUUGUCUGUCGUUGCUCAACAAAUCCUAACUAUACAACGGGCCAUUGCCAGGAGAGUAGUAAAAUUCUUCUUCGAAGACACAAUGUUGAAAUUGGAUCCAACUUGCUCCAUAUUUAUUACAAUGAACCCCGGGUAUGCUGGACGCACGGAACUUCCGGACAAUUUGAAGGUCCUCUUCCGGACGGUGGCUAUGAUGGUACCUGACUAUGCAAUGAUUGGUGAAAUCACUUUAUAUUCGAAUGGAUUCGAUGAUGCACGUCCGUUGGCCCAGAAAAUCGUGCACACGUACAAGCUGUGCUCUGAACAGUUAUCCUCUCAAUCGCACUAUGACUAUGGUAUGCGAGCCGUGAAAUCUGUGCUUUUGGCAUCUGCAUCGUUACGACGAAUGCAUCCCAAUUUACCCGAAGCACAAAUUGUCCUGCGAGCCAUUGUCGAUGUUAACCUGCCAAAAUUUCUCGAGCAAGAUGUCUCUCUGUUCGUUGGCAUUUACACGGAUCUAUUCCCAGGUGUGGAUUUGCCUGAGCCUUCACGAGAUGAUCUCCUCAAAUGGAUGAGGAAAGUUUUAGAGGAGCGUAAUCUACAAGCAACACCAUGGUAUGUCGAGAAGAUUUUACAAAUUUACGAAAUGUUACUGGUGCGACACGGUCUUAUGAUUGUAGGCGGACCAAUGGGUGGUAAAACAACAGCAUAUCAAGUCCUUGCACAAGCAAUGAAAUGUGUUAGCACGGACAAAGAGUCUACACUCGUUGAAUAUCCCGUCAAUUAUCGUAUAAUAAACCCCAAAGCCAUAACAAUGGGCCAACUAUACGGCUGUUUCGAUGCCAUUUCACACGAAUGGACCGAUGGUGUGCUAGCGAAAACUUUUCGUGAAAUGGCCAAUGCAUCGUCCUCAUCAUCGUCGCAGAAGGAACGUCAUUGGGUGCUCUUUGAUGGCCCAGUGGAUGCGGUUUGGAUAGAAAAUCUUAACACCGUCCUCGAUGAUAAUAAAAAACUCUGCCUCAUGUCCGGCGAAAUAGUUCAGAUGACCAAAAUGAUGAACAUGAUAUUCGAACCGGCUGACCUGGAACAAGCCUCACCCGCAACAGUAUCGCGUUGCGGAAUGAUCUAUAUGGAACCAGCUCAGUUAGGCUGGCGUGUUUUUCACCAAAGUUUCUCGCAAGUCCUCGAAACAACACAGGGACUGAGUGACAUCUAUAUGGCAUUGUACGAGGACCUAGUAAAUUGGUUGGUACCAGCGGCUCUGGAGGUAUUGCAAGAGUGCAAAUCAAUGCUGGAGACCACCCCGAUAUAUCAAUAUACGAUGCUCUCAAGAUUCUUCCUGCAGUUCCUGGAAGAGAAAAAUCAGGCAUACAAUCAAAUAUGGUUCCAGCAGACUUUUCUAUUUAGUUUUGCCUGGUCAUAUGGAUCAGCACUAACAGUUGAAGGCCAAAAACAUUUCGACAGUUUAAUCAGAAAAGUUUUAUAUGGCUCCAAUGAGGACCAUCCAAGGCCAAAGUAUUUCUCUUUAAAUCGUGGUCAAAUGUUUCCUGAGAAACUUUCACUAAUGGAUUAUCGUUUCGAUGGUACUGAAAAUUGGUGGCCAUGGCAACGACAAGAAGAUACAACAUUUCCAUUAUCAUCGCAAGGUGGUGCUGUUCAAAUCAGUGAUAUAAUUGUACCAACUAAAGAAACUGGCUAUAUUAAUUAUUGGUUGGAUUUUUGUAUUGGACGUAAGUUAAUGCCAUUUAUGGUAAUUGGGCCAACUGGUACUGGGAAAAGUGCCAUAAUUACACAUAAUCUAUUGGCAUUGCCAAAACAUGCACAUAUGGUGAAUGUGGUGAAUUUUUCAGCUCGAACAAGUGCACAAUUGGUUCAAGAAACAGUAAUGGCAAAAUUGGACAGAAGGAGAAAAGGUGUUUUCGGACCGCCAAUCGGUAAAAAGUGCCUUGUAUUUUGUGAUGACGUUGGAAUGCCAUCAAAAGACACUUACGGCUCUCAACCACCCUUAGAACUGGUACGACAAUGGUUGGACCAUGGCUAUUGGUCAGAUCUAGAUGACACAUCCAAACUGGAACUGAUUGAUGUGGGAUUCAUCGGAGCAAUGGGCCUAGUUGGUGGAAGCAAUUUCAUUUUCCCACGCUUCUAUCGCCAUACAUUUGUGGUUGCAGUAGACGCUUUCGAAGAUUCCACAAUCACAAAAAUAUUCACAACAAUUGGCGACUGGCACUUCGCCAAGGACUAUACAGAUAAAGUGGCACUCCUCUCGAAAGGUCUGGCAGAGGCAAUGGUCAACAUUUAUCGCCAAGCAAUUUCGGUAUUUCUGCCAACUCCGGCCAAAUCGCAUUACACCUUCUCGCUACGUGACAUAACUCGUGUAUUCACUGGCAUUGUCCUGGUGCCGGCUAAAAGGCUUCCCGAUCCCGAGAAACUAGGCCGUCUGUGGGCGCACGAAACCUAUCGGGUUUUUUAUGACCGCUUAAUCGAACAACGGGACCGCGAACUGUUAUUGGAAAUGGCACGUAACUCCUGUAAGGCCCAUCUGCGUUUCAGUCUCGAACAAGCCAUGGAGGAGCGCAUCGAAAAAGGUGCCAAACUGACAGACGAUGAUUUACGUAAUUUAUUUUUCGGAAACUACAUGGAACCAGACGCCGAUCCGAAAAUCUACGACGAAAUCGAGAGCUAUGACAAAUUGGAAAAGGUCAUGCAAUACUAUCUGAAGGAAUACAAUGCGUUUUCGAAUACACCAAUGGAUUUGGUGUUGUUUCGAUUUGCUAUCGAACAUAUUUCCAGGGUUUCACGAAUUCUCCAAAUGCCACGGGGCAAUAUUUUAAUGGUUGGCAUGGGUGGUUCUGGACGACGGAGUGCAGCUAAAUUGGCUGCACAUAUUGCCGAUGCAAAACUGAUGACCGUUCAAGUGACAAAAACCUAUUCGAUGGCCGAUUGGAGGGACGAUUUGAGAAAAAUUCUAAUGACGGCUGGCUUUAAUUUAAAUCAUACGGUCUUCUUGUUUUCCGAUUCUCAGGCAGUGGAUGAGGGUUAUGUCGAGGACAUCAAUGGAAUAUUAAACACCGGAGACCUUCCCAAUCUCUAUCAGUCCGAGGAUAAGGCAGCAAUUAUGGAAAAUAUGACAAACAUCGCCAAGCAAAUGUCUCGAGAUAUAGAUCCUUCACCAAUUGAAAUGUACGGAUAUUUCAUAGAGAGAGUACGUGAGCAACUGCAUGUGGCAUUAGCCUUUUCUCCAAUUGGGGAUUCCUUUAAGGAACGUCUAAGAAUGUAUCCAUCUUUGAUCAACUGUUGCACUAUUGACUGGUAUAUGCCAUGGCCAGUGGAUGCUUUGGUACGUGUUGCUGAAUAUUUCAUCAGUUCGAUGAAUCUCAAUAAAGCCGAAGAAGAGGAUGCAUCUGUAGAUGAAUUACCUCAUACGCCACGAGCCAGUCAGGAUAGUAUUGCCCAGGAAAGUAAGAUUACCCUGUCGGAGCAGGAACUGAAUCUGGUUCAGAUGGUGAUGUAUUUUAAUGUAUCAGUUGUUGAUGCAAGUGAAAAAUGUUUCAGAGAAUUAGGACGAAGAAAUUAUGUAACACCAACAUCAUAUCUGGAAAUGCUGAAGGCAUUUAAAAGUUUUUAUAAUAAGAAAUUAGAUGAAAUCACUCAACUACGAGAUAGAUACACUAUUGGUUUGGAAAAACUAGACUUUGCUGCCAGUCAAGUUGGUGAAAUGCAAGCGAAUUUAUAUGAUUUACAACCAAAGUUGAAAGUUCUUUCCGAAGAAACUGAAAAAAUUAUGGUAAAUAUCGAACGUGAAACAGCUGAAGCUGAAAAGAAAAAAGAAGUUGUUGGUGCUGAUGAGGCUGCAGCUAAUGAAGCUGCUGCUGCAGCACAAGCUAUUAAAGAUGAUUGUGAAAGUGAUUUACAAGAAGCUAUACCAGCUAUGGAAGCAGCAUUAGAAGCUUUGAAUACUUUGAAGCCAGCUGAUAUUUAUGUUGUGAAGUCAAUGAAGAAUCCUCCGUAUGGUGUUAAGUUGGUGUUGGAAGCAGUUUGUGUUAUAAAAGGCAUUAAACCGGAUAGAAAACCAGAUCCAAGUGGCCGAAUGGUGGAAGACUACUGGGGGCCAUCACAAAAAAUGUUGGGUGAUAUGAAAUUUCUGGAAUCAUUGAAGACAUUCGAUAAGGACAACAUACCACCGCCAAUUAUUAAAAGGAUUCGAGAAAAAUACAUCUCAGAUCGUGAUUUCAUUCCGGAAAAAAUAAAAAGUGCAUCUACAGCCUGUGAGGGACUCUGCCACUGGGUGCGAGCCAUGGACGUUUACGAUAAAGUGGCAAAGAUUGUCGCUCCUAAAAAACUAGCUUUGGCAGAGGCCGAAGGCGAAUUAAGUUCACAAAUGGAAAAACUCAAUGCCAAAAGGGCCGAACUUCAAGAGAUCCUGGACAAAUUGCAAAAGCUAAACGAUUACUUUGCGGAGAAGUCACGCGAGAAAAAACGCCUUGAAGAUGACAUAGAUAAUUGUGAAAAACGAUUGAAUAGAGCGGAAAAGCUAUUGGGUGGACUGGGUGGCGAGAAGACCCGAUGGUCGGAAACGGCAAAUCGUUUGCAUGAAUCAAUUCACAAUAUUGUCGGCGAUGUGCUCCUGGCCGCCGGCUGCAUUGCGUAUUUGGGAUUUUUUCCAACUGAGUAUCGUGUAAAUAUACUCACUGAAUGGAAUUUACUUUGCAUAACGAAAAAUAUUCCAUGUACGGAAAAGUUUUUAUUAGCUGGAACUUUGGGAAAUCCAAUGCAGAUACGAGCUUGGUCGCUAGCUGGUCUACCAGCGGAUAAUUUUUCAGUGGAAAAUGCAAUUAUAGUAACAAAUGCCCAUCGGUAUCCUUUGAUGAUCGAUCCACAGGUUCAAGCCAACAAGUGGAUAAAAAAUAUGGAAAAGGAUAACGAUCUAAAAGUGAUUAAACAGAGCGACUACAAUUACAUGCGCGUUAUUGAGUUGGCCAUCAGUUAUGGUAAUCCGGUGCUGAUUGAGAAUGUUGGAGAAAAACUCGACUCCAAUCUCACACCUAUUCUUGAAAGAAACGUUAUUCGACAUAAAGGAGGCUAUGUCAUCAAAUGCGGUGAUCAAAUGAUUGAAUAUAAUCACAAUUUCCGUUUGUACAUAACCACCUGCUUACGGAAUCCCCUUUAUCCACCUGAAACAAUGGUCAUGGUAACCAUCCUCAACUUUAUGAUUACCGAACAAGGACUUCGCGAACAGCUGCUGGCAAAUGUCGUUGCACACGAACGUCCUGAUUUGCAAGAGAAGAAGGAGCAACUUAUAAUUGAAUCUGCGAAGAAUCGUGACGCUCUAUACAACAUCGAGUCGAAAAUCCUCGAGGUCCUUUCAACGUCCGAAGGCAAUGUGUUGGAAGACGAGAAUGCCAUCAAUAUCCUAUCGUCGAGCAAAAUCCUUUCUGAGGAAAUCCAAGAGAAGCAGAUUAUCGCAGUCGCAACCGAAACGGAAAUCGACGCAGCCCGCCAACAAUACAUCCCCGUGGCCAAGCACUCUGCCAUUCUCUUCUUUUGCAUCAGUGAAUUGGCCAACAUCGACCCAAUGUACCAAUAUUCCUUAGGUUGGUUUCUCAACCUCUUUGUGAAUGCCAUCCUCAAGGCACCCAAAUCCAAAGUUCUCGACGAGCGGUUGCGCCAUUUGAAUGAUUUCUUUACAAAGUCCAUCUAUGUGAAUGUGUGCCGGUCGCUCUUCGAAAAGGAUAAACUUGUAAUUUCGAUGGUUAUGUGCCUGGGGAUUCUUGUUUCGCAGGAUAAAAUAGAUAAAUCGCACUUGGUGUUUUUCCUGACUGGAGGCGUUGGCCUGAAGACUAUACCACCCAAUCCCGCACCCGGAUGGCUUCCCGAUAAGGCUUGGACGCAGAUUUUUCGAGCCAGUGACUUGAACGGGCUGAAUCAACUUCACAAAGAAUUUACCAACAACAUUGAUGAAUGGAAAAAUUUCUACGAUCUAUCAUCCCCCGAGUCAGCGACAUUCCCUAAACCUUAUGAAAAAGCUACAGAUUUAAUAAGUUUAAUUCUAUUAAAGUGCAUAAGGCCUGAUAAAGUCGUGCCAGCCAUUCGUGAUUUCAUAACACGAAAUAUGGAUCACUCAUUUGUCGAGCCACCACCCUUUGACCUGCAUUCAUCAUUUGCUGACAGUUCACCAACCACACCACUAGUAUUUUUAUUGUCCCCCGGAUCGGAUCCAAUGGCCAGCUUGUUUAUGUAUGCAAAGCAACGGAACAUGUAUGACAAGACAAAAACUAUUUCACUAGGUCAAGGCCAGGGACCUAGGGCAGAGAAAAUGAUAAUAGAAGCCAACCGUUAUGGACAUUGGGUUGUUUUACAAAAUUGUCACGUUGCCGUUAGUUGGAUGGGUGAACUUGAAAGGAUAUGCAACGAUGGUGUCCUUGCUGAAUCAGCACAUCCAGAUUAUCGUUUAUGGUGCACCUCAUAUCCAAGUGAAGUGUUUCCAGUGUCCGUUUUGCAAAAUUCAGUUAAGAUGACAAAUGAACCACCCAAGGGAUUGAAAAUGAAUAUGAUGAGAUCAUUUAAUUCGGAUCCCCUGGUUAGGGAUAAAUUCCUUUCGAAAGCGUUUAUUGGCAAACCGGAUGCACGAACAUGCUGGCUGAGGGGUGUAUUUGCUUUGGUAUUUUUCCAUGCAAUUGUUCAGGAGCGAAGGGAAUUCGGUCCAUUGGGAUGGAAUAUUCCGUAUGAAUUUAAUGAAUCAGAUUUAAAAAUAUCCUUACUGCAGCUAAAAAUGUUUUUAAAACAAUCCGACCAUAUCCCAUUCCAAGGACACAUUUAUUUAACCGGAGAAUGCAACUAUGGUGGUCGUGUCACUGAUGACAAAGAUCGUCGUCUAAUCCUUUCCCUAUUGAAUAAAAUCUACAAUCCUGAUGCCAUCGAAAUCGACAAUUAUCCCCUAUCACAAUCCGGUGACUACUGCAUACCGGAAAAUCCUACUCGCAUCGUCAGUGUCGACUAUAUUUCAAGCUUUCCACUUAGCCCACAACCGGAAGUUUUCGGUUUACACGAAAACGCUGAUAUAAAUCGGAAUAAUAAGGAAACGAAUAGUCUUCUUCAGGGAGUCCUCUUGACACAAACUGAACUGUUGGCAUCGACAAGAGCAUCGUCGGCCACAGAUACAACCGAGGAUCCUGCAUACCAUGUAUGUAAGGAGAUCCUAAGCCGUUUACCACAACCCUACGAUAUUGAAGGGGUUUCCCACAAAUAUCCUGUUGUUUAUACGAAUUCCAUGAAUACGGUUCUACGCCAGGAGCUCAUAAGAUUUAAUCGACUCUUGGAUUAUCUCCGGAAAAGUCUUGUUAAUAUACAAAAAGCUGUUCAAGGACAAAUUGCGAUGAUUCCAGAAUUGGAAAGAGUUCAUUCAUCGAUGAUAGUUGGAAAAUUACCUGGAGCCUGGUUGUCGAAGAGCUAUCCAUCGCUGAAGCCACUUGGGAGCUAUAUUAGUGAUUUUUUGGCAAGAUUGGAAUUUUUCCAAAGAUGGAUUGACCAAGGCGAACCCACUGUCUAUUGGCUAUCGGGUUUCUAUUUCACCCAAUCAUUUAUCACCGGAGUCCUGCAGAAUUAUUCCCGCAAACAUCGUUAUCAAAUUGAUUUAAUCGGUGUUGAAUUCCAUGUGACUGACUUUGAAACAGAUCUAGACGAAUCUCCGGAAGUGGGAGCAUACGUAAAGGAGCAGAAGGCCAAUAAUGAGGACACAAUUUCCUUUGACGGCCUAUUCCUGGAGGGCGCCCGCUGGAAUCGAGAACUUAAAUGCUUGGAUGAAUCGUUUUCGAAAAUACUGUUUGAUACUCUGCCAAUUAUCUUGAUGAUGCCAGUCCUCAAGUCUGAAACUGGAGUUGAUAUUGUUGGUGGCAAAGACACUGGCAGUGAUGAUGAUGAUGAUGGUGGGGAAACCAAGUUAUCCAGCUUGAAGACCUACUACGAUUGCCCCAUCUAUAAAACAAGCGAACGCCGGGGUGUACUGUCCACAACAGGACAUUCCACUAACUUUGUUAUGUACAUUCAACUGGAGAGCAAACUUAGUUCUACGCACUGGAUAAAUCGAGGCACUGCUUGUCUCUGUCAACUGGACGACUAAUUGACUGUGAAAUCACCGAUAUCAUCCGAGAGAAUGUCCUUUCGAAAUGGACAGAAACAGGACACUAGGUAUUAUUGUUGCGAAGUCAAAGUGGAGAUUGAAGAAGCAUAUCAGUUCGAUUGGAAAAAUACAACAUUUUUUUCUAUGUCUUCUAUGUUUGUUCAUAAAUAUAUACAAUAUACAUUUAUUUUGCU